CAUACUGCUGACUGUGCUGAGUCAGUGAGUCUCUGUCUGACUUCUAAGUGAAACAUGGCGGUCGUAGCUGGAGGGUUGAGGGACGAACUACCUGCCGAUGCGGCCAUACAGAAACUAGUAGAUAAAGUUAGAGUAUCCGUAGAGGAAAAGUCUGGUAGAAAAUUUACUGAGUUCAGGGCCAUUGCAUACUGCACUCAAGUGGUAGCAGGAGUAAAUUACUUUAUUAAAGUAUGUGUUGGUACUAAUGAUUACGUUAUGUUACGUGUCUAUCAGAGUCUUGAUCAAGAGGUAACUCUCAGCUCCUACCAGUUGGACAAGAAAGAAAGCGAUCCAAUCGAAUAUUUUGAUUAGAAAUAUUGUUGAUAUUAUUUUUUGCUAUAACGUGGAUCUAAUUGCAAUUUUUAUCAUUAGUUAAAUUAUCUGUGGAGGUUCUUGUUAAUGAAUUGUUUGUGGAAAAGUAUUAUUCCUUGCUAGUCAGGCAUGUUUUUGGUUGGGUGACUAUUAUUGCAUUAAUUUACUGGCUCAUUUGAUUUGCGCGUUAUUUCUGGGUGGCCGCCUACGGAUACGGAUCGAGGACUGGAGGUAAAAUUUAUGAAAGAAUGAUGAAGGAAGCAGUUCUCUUUGUGUUUGUGAUCACAGCUGUUGUACUUUUAACUGAAGGAGAAUACGUGAACGAACUGUACGUAGAAAAUUAUCAAGGCAACGAAACGGAGAUAAAAUCUUGCUAUGGAGGUAAAGCCGAGUGUAACGGGAGUAAUAUCAUAAAGGUUCAGAGAGGGUACUGGGUUGGCCAAUGGAAAGACAAAGGCUGGGUUAUUGGACUCUGCACUUUCUGUAGAAGCUUUUACAACAGCACAACCCAUGUAGGUGAGCUAAUGAACGUUAAUUUACACAACCAGUGUGCUGACAAUCGUGAUCAAUCAUCAGUGAUGUGCUCUACUUGCAAUGAAAACUAUUCAAUUGCCAUUAACAGUGAGAACUAUGAUUGUGUUGAGUGUAACAAAAGUGAGAUGUGGCUAUACUUCGUACUAAAUGUUACCAUCCUUUUGGUAUUUUUGCUAUUCAUCUUCAUAUUUGAUUUCUCUCUUGUUUCUGGUGCAUUAAACCCACUUAUCUUUUUUGGACAAAUGACAACGACAACAUUGAAACUGGAUAUGUAUGGGGCCAUUCCAAUAAGUAGCAGUUUUGUUAAUAGCACAGCGAAUUGUUAUCAGAUCGUAAAUGCAUUUUGGAAACUUGAUUUAACGUACUUUAAAAACAAUUUCUGUUUUGCCAAAGAUAUGGAGAUGGUUAGUGUUUUGGCUUUAAAGUACAUUGUGGCAUUGAUGGCUUUACUACCAGUUGUCGCCCUGAUAUUAGUUGCUAAGAACUUAGACAAAAUAUCAGACUCUUUUGGGAGAUGUCUUCGACGUUUACACUUCUCAGAAAGCAUUGCAGCUGCCAUUGCAAAUUGCAGCUGCUUUAGCAGGCUUGCUUUCAUAAAUCGAAUGAUACGUUUUAGAAGAGACUCUUCUAUCCCAACUCUUGUUGCUGCUUGUGUGAUACUGUCCUUCCCAAAAUUGAAUAUUAUCACAUUUUAUCUCCUAGCACCAACAAACUUAUAUGAUUCAGAUGGAACAGUUAUUGAUAAAGUUUUGUAUUUGGAAGGAAAAUUGGAAUAUCCCGGUAACAUGACGCACUGGAGGUUUGCUUGGCUGGCUAUAUUUUUUCUCAUCACUGUUAUCAUGGGAUUUCCAUUUAUUUUGCUAGCACUAAGAUACAAUCAUACCGAAAGGCAAAACAAUGCUUCCACAAAAUUUGGUCACAUUAUGUGGUAUUUGGAUAAAUUUCUUGACAAAUGUCUUCUUGUCCCAUUCCAGAAAGAUCUUAAAGACAAAAAAUACAGAAGAGGAACUGGGCCAUGCUCAAAAUUCAAAAUUUGGAGAUUUUCAUUUGGAAUUCAUGACUAUCGUUGGUAUGCUGGUUGGUAUUUGUUUCUCCGUUCAAGCCUAUUUGCUACUUCAAUUUUCUCAAUGGAUUAUGCUAGUCAAUUGAUUUUACAGCAGAUCUUAAUCACACUUGCCCUGGGAAUAACAGUCACACUACGUCCAUACAAACAGACGGUUCACAACAGGCUGGAUGCCUUUAUUUUUUUGCUCAUUCUUAUCAUCAACUUUACUGUAUUCUACCAAUAUCAACUCACAUUUAGUAAAUCACCGAGCAACCAAGUGUAUAUAAUUCAGUAUGUCUUAAGCUUCAUUCCUUCAUUCCUAAUACUCAUAUACUUCUUCAUUAAAUUGUGCAAUAACUGGAGGAGUGAUCGAUACUCAAUGCACCCACCAGAACUAUAUUAUGAUCAAUCAAGUUAUUUUGUCAACCAAAACCCAACUGGAUGUAUUGAGCGUUAUUUUUGUAGCUGCAACUGUACAUUAUGUGAGCAAACACCAUUGAUGACACAAGCAGGCCAGUAAACAAUAGCAAAGUGACUAUAGAUUUAACAUAAUGAGUAAUUAUUACAAUAAUUAUUAAUACCUGUAGUAUAUUUACAAUAGAUUCAUAACAAAGAUUUUAGAUCUAUGUGCUGCGAACUUUAA
Messenger RNA from Amphimedon queenslandica, 2573 nucleotides. RefSeq names its product cystatin-B-like. Bases 600 to 2450 code for a protein of 616 amino acids. The record is from RefSeq and is a predicted model, not a curated record. The transcript has 3 exons. Gene Ontology annotation, molecular function: cysteine-type endopeptidase inhibitor activity. Gene Ontology annotation, cellular component: cytosol. NCBI's taxonomy places the organism in Eukaryota, Metazoa, Porifera, Demospongiae, Haplosclerida, Niphatidae.